This is a messenger RNA of Chara braunii, 3301 nucleotides long. Lineage: Eukaryota; Viridiplantae; Streptophyta; Charophyceae; Charales; Characeae. The record is from the annotation of a GenBank genome assembly.
AUGUAGGUGGUGCCAUGCACAUAAUGAUAUUCGUCUUCAUAACCAAUGAAGACAUUUGAGUGCUAGGAACGAGGAAGAGGGGAGAGGAGAGCACAGGAGAGGGGAUAGAAGAGCACAGAAGAGAGAUGCAAGAAAUCAUAUCCGGCUGGCAUUUGGAGGAAAGGUGUACGUAUCCCUUUUUUAAGGAAUUGUCCUAGAAUCUGAUGCUCUUAGCUACGAAGGCUUCGUUUGAGUCUGCAGUCAAAACGCCAGUUCACCCGAAGCAGAGCAGAGCUCUUAUCGGUUUACAAGGUGUGACCUCCUCGGCUGGUGAAGAAGAAAUGGAUGGUAUGCGGGACCAGGGUAUAGCAUCGACGGGUGGUGUUGGCGGCGCUGACUUUGAUACAACACCUUCACAUGGAUGCGAGGAGAAGGGUGAUAACUCUGGCUCCCCAAAGUCUUCUGCUUGGCCGAGGCCUUUGUUUCCCGUGCUUCAGUCGUCGAAGCGGUCCUUCGACGUAGAUAACCUUUUCUUUCUGGCGGGUAAUUUGGAGAGGGAGGUGCUGUCAAAGCAAGCAGCACUGGAAAUCACCGCAGAGGAGGCAAACGAGCUGCGGAAGACGAUCACAGACUCGUCGCAGCCGGCUUUGGACUGUCCCUUAGCAGGCUGCAAGGCAAAGCUACAUGGUGUCGAGGCCUUUGCGUCACACUAUAAUUCUGUACAUUCGGCCAUGUGUUGCACAUGCCGGAAGGUGUUCCCCACAACUCGCCUUCUUAACCUCCACGUUGCAGAGUCUCAUGAUGCAUUCUUUCAGGCAAAGGUUGCACGCGGCUACAAGAUGUACGAGUGCCUCGUUGAAGACUGCGCAGAUCGUUUUGCAACAGAAGCUGCACGCCAUCAGCAUCUUGUUGACAAGCAUAUGUUUCCCCGAAGCUUUAGAUUCAAUGCCAAAUGCAGCCAUCCUUCUCAAAAACAGAGAUGGAAGAUUGCUCAGAAGUCGGGUGGGACUUUGCAAGACCAAGCAACUGGUGGAAGGGGGCUUAGCAGAGGUGGAGGAGGGAGGAUGGGGGGGCAAGGGCGAGGCGGACAAGGAGGACAAGGAGGGCGAGGAGAGCGAGGAGGGAGAGGAGGACAAGGAGGCCGAGGAGGCCGAGGAGGACAAGGAGGCCGAGGAGGCCGAGGAGGACAAGGAGGACGAGGAGCUGCAGUGGUAGGAUGGAAGGCAGGUGAGGGCAUGCGUUGGAGGGAGCAGGGCAAGCUUGCAGAAUGCUCACUUGCUGUAGCAGAUAAUAGGGAAGAAGGGAUGGAGGCUCGGUCAGAAGCUGCUCCAAUGGGAAUAGACCGCAUGGAGCAAGCAGGUGGAAUGACAACGACUACCCAUGAUGAUGUAAGUAAAGAUUCUCCAGUGAAAAGGAAGCAAGAUCAAGCAGCAGCUGGUAGCCUAGAGGACAUGAUGGAGAUGAGAAGAGCGGGUAGCUCAGAAGCGGCGAUGGAGACGGAAAGGGCAACAGUGAGCCGUGCCGGUGAACACAGAGACAACUUUGUGAAAGAGCCACCUCCAGAAGAGAAAGCAGGUCAGGGAGAUGCUGGUGACUUUGAUGCUGCAAUGGAGAUUGAGAAUUUGUCAGUUUCAAUGUCUCGGCUGCGAACUGCAUCGGAAACUGCUUCCCAGCCCAAGUCUAUUUGCUUUGGUCGCCGCAUGAAACAAGGUGCGGCUUUCUACCGGAUUGUGCACAAUGAAGGCCGAUUGAAGGGUGCAAAGGGUCAAGCACGUGGGGGGACAGAUGUUAGAUCUGCUGGUGGGAAUCAGCCAAUGGACGAAGCGCAGGGUGCGGUGCAAGGCCGAUCGAAGCUUGAAAAGGGACAAGUACGUGGAGGGACACAGGUUCUAUCUGAUGGUGGACAGCAGCCAAUGGAAGAAGAGCAAGGAGUGGAACAAAUUGUUGAGCCUGUUGCCACGCGAAUCGAACACGUAACCUACGGAUUACCAGGCAGAUACCUAACCAAUAUCUGCAGAGAGAGCCCCAAACUUCGGAAGCGAGCAUCUCUCUUAGUGCACGUAAGGACGAGUAUGGGACAUAUAUCCGCUAUGGAUGAGGAGCUGGUAGAUGCAGAGGACGACGAUAUCCCAGAGGAGGUGUCUCUCAAAAAGGGUAAGGAGAUUGCGGCGGAACAGUCGAAAGUCGAGAGAUUUGAAAAGAAGCGCGUUGCCGAUGCAGUGAAGGAGAAGAGAGAGAAGCGGAUUCGUGCCCGUCAAGAGGAGAAAAGAGCAAGGCUGGAGGAGCUUGCAGCAGCGGAGAACUCGAAGCUGAAGAAGGCUGAAAAGCAGCAGCAGCAGAAGGAGAUGAAAAAGAAUAAAACCCGGUCAGGGGACGAGAGUCUGCAGAACAGAUCCGCAGAGGACGGAGGAACGCAAAUGGCCCAAAGCUCGAGGCGAGGAGAUGAGAGGGAUGGCAAGUCCGCCGAUGACGCAGAUGAACGGGAUGAAGGUUCUUCCGACGACGACGACGAUGGUACGGAGGAGGAGAUGCAGGGUAAGCUAUUGUCGGAGAGCAUAGUGAGGGCCUUGACGGAGAGGGAGCAGAAGACCGAAAGCGAAAGAGGAAGCGUCAGCAGAGCUGAACAAGGUGCGUUGGGUCAAAGUGAGCAUUGGGGAGGCCGUCGCGACAGCGGGAAGGAGAAGAAGAAUAAAAGGAGAAAGGAGAAGAUGGUGAAUAAGAGUACAGAGAAGUUGAUCAUUGACAAUGGACUGGAAGUGGCAGUUCUUCCUGAUCCGGGAAAUGUGGGGGUGGAAUUUAAGCCCUCAGCAUCGGCGGCAAGUUUUCACCGAGAGCAGUUGUACGGAAGCAGGUUGCGACGAUCUUUGGGAAUGGUGGCUCCGAAAGGUCUUCCCGGUGGCGGCGGUGGUGCUGCGCUCUUCCUGGGUGCAGCCACGAGAUGAAAUUGAAUAUAUGCACGACGCAUGACAAUGACCCUUCAUUUCGCCGUUUGUUUUCCCGAAUUUUGUGCUCUUCCUUUCUCGAUUUCAUUUGCUUCAAGACUGUAGCUGGUGCUCUAUUCCCCCCCCCCCCCCGACCCCACCCCACCCCACCUCUCCCGCCUCCUCGCUGUUAAGCAGUUCUGCAAUGUCAAUUGUGAUGUUUCUUUCCACCAUUCCUUCGCAAGUGUUUGCGCAGGUGAAAACUGAAAGAAGAAGGAAAAGAAAACAGUUCACUGUUACUUUUUCUCUCUUCCUCCCAACUUCUGUCCUCGUUGUCAAUUGGUAUAUAUUUCUGCAAUUGUUUUUGUGAUCUGUUCUGGGCUCAUGACUAUGUGACAAGA